AUGGAGAGACGUAAGAUUCGUCGUAAGACUGGGGAGAUCAAGGCGACCAGCGACGCUGAGUCCACUGUCAGUACACGCAGCAGCACGAGCAGCAACAGCAGCACAUCGUGGAAGCAGAAGCAGCGGCGCCUUAAGGCUCAGUGCCCGAAUCAAGACAAUAGCAAUGAUACCGAGAUAGACAGCGAAGAAGAUGCCCAUUUCACGUCACUUGAGGGCAGACUGGGGGCCAUUUUGGAGACGACAGAGGCUCAGGUGGUAAUGAUUCUACUCAUAGCGCUUGAUAUCGGCUGCACUGCAGUGGAAAUCCACCUACACGACCAGCUACAACUGCAACAACUCACAACAGAAGAUGCACCACUAUUAGUCCGAAUUGCGACUCGUCUGGUGGAGUCCUUCACGGGGUUCACACUGUUCCUCUUUUUGAUCGAGUUGACCGUGCUGCUAGCGGCAUUUCGACACAAAUUCUUCGCCCACGCUGGAUACAUUUUGGAUCUCGUUGUCGUCAGUAUAUCCCUCGGUGUAGAGCUGUACGCACAGACAAAAGGUAGGAUUUCGACUGUGUUCAUAAGGAUAUUAAUCGUAGUAACACGCCUUGUGUCAGCUGCACGGCUUCUAGGUAUACUGCGCGUGUGGCGGGUGCUGCGGUUAAUACGAAGACUUGUCGAUCAGGAACGGGCUGCUCAUGAUACUACACGACAAUUACUAGAACAGGAACAAUUGAAACUGCUUCAUGUUCGGAUGCAGAAGGAUGCAGCGCAUGAGUCACUCAAGCGGGAGUAUGAGUCACGAGCAGGGCUCGAGCAGCUCUUGCGCAGCUAUAAGGACGAGAUUGUGACGCUGAAGGAGGCACUGCAGAUCGCAGCACAGGCUGUGGCGGAGGCGACGAUGGCCGAAAGUCCUCCGUUUGAUAACGAGUAUUCAGAAGUCGUUGACGCUGAGACCUCGUUCGGUUCGUAUCCAGCGGCAGACAAUGAGUAUAGAGAGGAGUAUUAUCAUCAUGAAGUGGCUGCUGUACACCCAACAGAGCUGCAGCAUGAAUACUUACAAGAAAGCGAGGAGAGUGAAAAUUAUCACCAGGAAGCAACUGCAGUGCAUCCAACAGAGGUGCACGAAGAGAACUAUUAUCUGGAAGCGGCUGUGAAUUCCAUGGAGGAGCAGAUAGAAACGAGGAGUGACAACGAAUUCGAAGAUGCAGCGGAUGAAUAGCUGAAUAAAACGCUGUUAUUCGAACUCAUAUCAACGAUAUGAGUGCGGGGAUGUGAUACCAGCGCGAUAUCUAGUUUUCUCCGCGCUUCUUGUCCCAUGCAACGACGUCCUCGUAGCGGAUAUCACCACCGAAGAUGUCGAGUGCACUGCCA
This is a messenger RNA of Phytophthora nicotianae INRA-310, 1358 nucleotides long. RefSeq lists its product as hypothetical. Gene Ontology annotation, biological process: proton transmembrane transport. Gene Ontology annotation, cellular component: plasma membrane. Lineage: Eukaryota; Oomycota; Peronosporomycetes; Peronosporales; Peronosporaceae. The transcript has 2 exons. The coding region runs from base 1 to 1206 and encodes 401 amino acids. The record is from RefSeq and is a predicted model, not a curated record. Gene Ontology annotation, molecular function: voltage-gated proton channel activity.